Molecule: messenger RNA, 1302 nt
Organism: Fusarium mangiferae
Lineage: Eukaryota; Fungi; Ascomycota; Sordariomycetes; Hypocreales; Nectriaceae
Exons: 2
Coding region: 1-1302 (433 amino acids)
Source: RefSeq, a predicted model, not a curated record
AUGGUUGCCCUCCAACAUCUUGUUACCUUGCUCAGCCUAUGCUUGGGUGCCAGAGCCACUUUCAAAAUCUACAAGGCCGACGAUCUCGAGUCUUACAAUGUUGGAGACGCGUGCGUCAAGGCCUUAUCUGCGGAUAUUGCCUGCCACCAACAUACUCGCUCAUUCAUGCAGCCUCGAUAUCGUGGCUCCCUUGAAAAUGUGACUCUGACAGACCAGAUCUGCACCGGUACUUGCUCAGCAUCACUCAGAAGCUGGUUCAAUACGGUUGUAGACGCAUGCGCCGAUGAAGAUUUUGGAGACGGUGUCCCUCAGCGCUACGGUGGCUACAUCUGGAAUGGCUGGAAUGAGACUUGUGUCAAAGAUCCGAAAACCAAGAAAUAUUGCAAUGAUAUCAUCGAUGAGUUCACCGAGCUGAAGGAUGGCGAGGAGAUGCCCCGUGACGAACUCUGCCAUAUCUGCUACCGCCGCCGUUUAGCGAUCAUGCAAUCCUCAUCGUACUCCAUCUACGAUCACUUCUACCAGUCGCGGCUCGAGAAGGUGUACAAGACUUGCGGCGGUUCUGGCCCAACCGAGAUUCCACCACCGCCCAAGGUCGAGAAACCCGAAGAAUACUGCCUCACUAACAAAUACUACACCACCAAUGAGGGCGACACCUGUGAUUCAAUUGCGAGGGCGAACCCGGGUGUUGCAGGUGUAUACCUGUAUAUGGGCAACCAGGAGCUUAUUGGCGACUGCCGCAACUUGCCUGCUGGCCUCAAGCUUUGCCUACCUACAACGUGUCCCAUCUACGUGGUUAAACCUGGAGAUACCUGCUGGUCCAUCGAGCGGUCACUGAAGGUUAUAGAAGACACUGUUGAAGACUAUAACUCAUGGAUCAAUGUCGACUGCACGAACUUACAAAAGGCAACCGACUUCUAUGGCAAGCCAAUCUGCAUCGGGCCCUUUGGUGCUGGUACUCGUUCCGCUUCGUCCGACGCUGUAGCCAAGACACCGCUCAAGUUCAGCAGUGCUAACGGGCCGGCGGUGGUGCUUAUGGAACCGCCUGAGAAGGCCGAAGUAGCUGAUGGCACGACGCUCAGUUGCGGCCUGUGGCAUACUAUCAAGGAAGGGGAAUCAUGCGCUGAUAUCUGCAAGGCACAUGAGAUCUGCGACGAGGACGUGAUGUAUGAAGUUAACCCAACUUUGUCCCGGAACAACGAUGAGUGCACCAAAGGCCUGGUUCCUGGAGAGGCUUUGUGCAUUGCACCUAUUGCGGGUUGGAAUACUACGUACGAGUCAACUGGACCUGCUCAAGAACUAUAA